Molecule: messenger RNA, 150 nt
Organism: Lottia gigantea (owl limpet)
Lineage: Eukaryota; Metazoa; Mollusca; Gastropoda; Lottiidae
Exons: 1
Cellular component (GO): nucleosome
Molecular function (GO): protein heterodimerization activity; structural constituent of chromatin; DNA binding
Source: RefSeq, a predicted model, not a curated record
AAAGAGCAACACCGAUCAUCCCGGGCUGGAUUACAGUUCCCUGUCGGUCAUAUCCACCAUCUGUUGAGAAAGGAAAAAUAUGCAAAGCGAGUCAGAGCUUGUGCCCAAGUCUACUUAGCUAUUUCAAAUAAGCUACAUGAUCUAUUUUAG